GGUAAAUGAUAUCAACGAAUCGUCUUACAAUCUUUGCAAGCCAGCUUCACCUCCUUCAUAGCGACCUGUCAUAAUGUCUGAUAGACAGAUCAAAGCUCGUUUCCUCGAGAUCCUCAACCCAUCAUCAACAUCGACGUCCACAACUCAUCAGAGCUCGGCACGGAUAAAGACGUCGUCCGAUAUCUCUGAUCAAGCUAAACGGCUACGCCGACUCGUGCUUACCGCUGGGAUACCCGAUGAGCCCAACUUGCCCCCAUCUCAACCAUCUAUAAGAGCCCGGGUCUGGAAACUCCUCUUACACGUUGAUCACCUCGAUUCGGCCGACUACUUACGGCUUGUAGAUAAAGGUCCAUCUGGAGUUAGUACGAAAAUCAAGAACGAUACAUUCCGGACCCUAGCAACAGAUACCGACUUCAAAGGAAAAGUACGGGAAGACAUGUUGAUCAGGCUCUUGGAGGCUUUCGUCUGGAGGUCUCAAGAAAAAGCGCUUGAGAUGGAAGGCGGAUUAGAUUUCUCUUACGUACAGGGGAUGAACGUCCUCUCCGCCCCGUUCCUGUAUACCCUACCUACGCAGGUCGAAGCCUUUGCCUGUUUCUCGACCUUCAUCGAAACAUCCUGUCCGCAGUACGUGCAGAGGGAUCUUCGAGGCGUACAUCGCGGUUUGGAGCUGCUAGACAAGUGUCUCGAAGUGGCCGACCCUGAACUUUACGCACACUUGAGAUCGAAGAGUUUGUCCGCCGAAUUGUACGCUUUCCCAUCCGCCUUGACGCUCUGCGCUUGUACGCCCCCGCUUGAUCAGGUCCUCAAGCUAUGGGACUUUCUUCUUGCCUUUGGCGUCCAUCUGAAUAUCCUCUGCGUGAUCGCGCAGUUAUUGAUGAUGCGGCAAGAAUUGAUGGAAAGCCCUUCACCGAUGAAAUUGCUUCGUAUCUUCCCUCCCCUACAAGCCAACUCAAUCAUCGGGAUCACCCUCGCGCUGGCCAAAGAUCUCCCGGAAGACCUCUACAAGGAGCUUGUCCGGCAUCCCGUCAGUGGGUGAUCGACAAUAAUGCUAGCUCUGGGGAGCGCUCGGGAUGUCACAUUGCGACACAGCUGGGACCCCUUGACGAAGCAGGGAAAUGACGACCUCUUACGAUAUGCUUAUGACCAGUCAGAUUUGGAAUGUGAUGACACUUUAUGACUUUUAUUCGAAUACACUUUUGCAGUUAC
Filobasidium floriforme is the source of this 1206-nucleotide messenger RNA. RefSeq names its product rab-GTPase-TBC domain-containing protein. The transcript has 9 exons. Gene Ontology annotation, molecular function: GTPase activator activity. Lineage: Eukaryota; Fungi; Basidiomycota; Tremellomycetes; Filobasidiales; Filobasidiaceae. The record is from RefSeq and is a predicted model, not a curated record. Gene Ontology annotation, biological process: activation of GTPase activity. The coding region runs from base 74 to 1036 and encodes 320 amino acids.